Stegastes partitus (bicolor damselfish) is the source of this 2337-nucleotide messenger RNA. It is a transcript of the gene txnipa, whose product is annotated as thioredoxin interacting protein a. Gene Ontology annotation, molecular function: ubiquitin protein ligase binding. Lineage: Eukaryota; Metazoa; Chordata; Actinopteri; Pomacentridae. Gene Ontology annotation, biological process: protein transport. The record is from RefSeq and is a predicted model, not a curated record. The transcript has 6 exons. Gene Ontology annotation, cellular component: cytoplasm. The coding region runs from base 128 to 1318 and encodes 396 amino acids.
UACACCAGAGACCAGUGGAAGCUGCUGCUUCCUCCACGAACCGUCGGUUCUAAGUGGGUUAAUCGGAAAACUUCACGGUUGUAUUCACGACAUCUCCUUUUGUUCUGCGUACUGGUUAGCAGCUAUCAUGGUGGCCAUGACGAAGAGAGUGAAAACCUUUCAAAUCGUCCUGUCGGAUCCGACCAAGACUUUCUACUGCGGCGGGGACCGAGUGUCCGGACGGAUAGAGGUGGAGGUUCACGAGGUCACGCGUGUGUCCGCGGUCAAGGUUCUGGGUCUGGGCUGCGCCAAGGUGGAGUACGCUAAAGGCAAGCAGCGCUGCCGGCAGGAGGCCGAGUACCUCCGAUACGAGGAGACGCUGCGGCUGAACGACCAGCCAACAGACUCUGACGGGUCGGUGGUGUUGAGGCCGGGAAACAAAUAUGAGUACACGUUUGGAUUCGAGCUCCCUCAGCAAGGGCAGCUGGUAUCAUCGUACAAGGGCAAGUUUGGUUAUGUUCACUACUAUGUCAAGGCCAAACUGGAGCGGCCCCAGCAGCCCACCCUCGAGUGCAAGAAACCCUUCGAGGUGGAGGAGCCUCUGGAUGUCAACACUCCAGACUUGCUGUCUCCUACAGGUGGCAUGAAGGAGAAGAAGGUAACCUGCAUGUUCAUCCCAGAUGGCCAGGUGUCCCUCAAUGCAAAAAUUGACCGCCGUGGAUUCUGCGAGGGCGAAGACAUCUGCAUCAACGCCAAGUUCGAGAACACAUGCUCCCGCAUCGUGGUGCCCAAGGCUGCCAUCAUCGCCAAACACACCUACCAGGCCAACGGCCGGACCAAGGUCUUCCGCCAGAAGCUGUCUUCGGUGCGUGGGAACCACAUCAUCUCCGGCAUGUGUGACGCCUGGCAAGGAAAGACCAUCAGGGUGCCAAAGAUCAAACCAUCCAUGUUGGGCUGCAACAUCAUCCGUGUGGAGUACGCUCUGAUGAUCUACGUCCACAUCCCCGGUAGUGAGAAGUUGAUCCUGGAGCUCCCUCUAGUCAUCGGGACUGCUGGGCUGGGCAGCCGCAGUAACAGCGUGAGCAGCCAGGAGGGUUCGGUGAGCAACUCCUCCCAGAGCUGGGUGUCCCUCAGGAUGCUGUCUGAUCCUCCAAGCUACUGCGACAUCACCCGUGACUGCCGCCUCGACCAGCCCCUCACUCCUCUCCUUGACGACUUUGAUGGCGAGGAAAGUCCCAUCUUUAUGAACGCACCGGCCUUUCCGUUCCCACCGCCUCCGGCGUACACCGAGGCUGAGGAGGAGUACAGUGGAAACGCUCGCAUGCUGCCGGUCUGCUGAAGUCCAGGAGUGGGGAUUCUCGAACUGUGUGGUCCAGUUCUUAGGGACCAUUAUGUGGGACACUUCUAAAGGCGCACAAGGUUCUUACUCUGGAGGAAACAGGAUGUUGGAUGGCGAAGUAAAGCCAGGACAGUGGGAGAGGACAGGAAUACAGUGGCCUGUUAUUUCAGCUAUCUUCACCACACCGAGUUUCCUCUAACUGCUCUUCCAGCUGCCGUCCUGGCGCUUUGGCCACGAUCUGAUGGCGCGCUGCAUUCUUGAAUAAGCUGUUCCUCCCAGAGGCCGUCAGGGUCUCGCUGCCCACUCACAGCCACUUUAUGACUUUAUAGGGGCCAAGCAUUUAUGAGUCAGCUCUCGGUGGCUUCUCUUCAUGACACUGUCAUUCCAGUCAAACCCUGUAUUUGUUUAAGGGAUUUCACAUAAAGAACUCUUCUUCUCGUUCAGAUAGUUCAGGAGUUUGUUGGGAACACCGUAGUCGUUUCAAAUUGCAGCAUGUAGAAUAUUAUUCCUGGGAUGAUUGUUGAACCUCAUGAAACAUCUGUAUUCCUUCAUGUACCAGUGUUUGAAAAAUGUGGUUUAUUCCUUUUUUUAUUUGCACUUUUUGAUUGCAUUUUGCUCUACUACUGCCUACAGGCGUUUCUGUUUGUUUAGUUGUGUUUUGAUGUGGAGAGUUCUGAAAGUUCGACACUCUAAAAUUGUUGAAACCUCCCUCGUUGGAUUUCCAAAUUCCAUGAUUGGCUCUGUAGUGCCAUAAAUCAUCCAUACCACUCACGCUUCCUCAGCAUCAUGGAAGGCGCCUUACGUGAGGAUAAUCAUUGUAUGAGGUUGGAGUUGUCCCAGACAACAUUUCAGCGUCAGGUCUCCACUGUGGUGGGGUCACAGCUUCUGUUCAGAAAAACACUGUUAAAGACUGAUAUGUGACAAAGUAUUUUUGCAAUGCAUUCUUGAUAUUAACAAGUAUUUUUGUAUGAGACCCUAUGGGUUAUUUUUUUAUUAAAGAAAUGUGUAAAAAAAAAAAA